AUGGCUCCAACCCUGUCCGCAGCCAAUCCCUCAGUCUGGUACCGCCCCGACUACGGCGCCAGACUCAAGCCCUCGACCCGGUUCGUCUACAACAACUGGAGCGAGAUCCCUGACGAGGAACUCCCCACCCACCUCCACAGCAUCCGCAACCGCGCCUGGCCGCUAGGCAACUACCCCUGCAUCGGGAUGUGGAUCUUCCUCCUACCGGGGCUAGCGGGCUUCCCGGAAUUCGACAGCCUCGUCGCCCGGGCGCGCGGCCAAUCCACCUCGGGCUCCUCCAUGAUCCUCGACCUCGGCACGGGCCUCGGCCAAGACCUGCGCCUGCUGGCCGCCCACGGCGUGCCGACCACGCGCAUGGUCGCCGUCGACCGCGAGCCGCGCCUCUGGCAGCUGGGGUACGAGCUGUUCCGGGACGCGAAUCGCAUGCAGGCGCGGUUCAUCGAGGGGGAUUUCCACACCAUGCCGGACGCGGCGCUGGCCCCCGUGCAGGGGAACGUCGAUCUGGUGAUUGCGGCGCAGUUCCUGCAUCUGUUCAGCCGGGCGGGCCAGCAGGCGGCCUGUAAGCGGAUCGCCGCGCUCUCGAGGCCCGGGACCACGGUCGUCGGGUUCCAGCAGGGGCGGCGGCGGCCCGUCGAGUAUGUCCGGCCGUGGGGGGUGACGUUCUACCAGAAUCGGGAGUCUUUCGUGAAGAUGUGGGAGGCGGUGCAGGCGGAGACGGGGACGCGGUGGGAGGUCGUGGUCAGGGAGGUCGAGUUGGAGGAGUGGGGGAUGGAGGCGGAGGAUGUCGCGUGGAUGGAGGGCGUGAAGUUCGGGAUCGAGUUUGUGAUUACUCGCGUGUCGUAGGUUGGAGGCGGGGUGUUGGGGUUUUGGAUUGGAGAUGCUGCGUCUUGGGCUUGGUCAUAGGGAGUUUUGCUUGGAGGGAUU
Aspergillus japonicus CBS 114.51 is the source of this 924-nucleotide messenger RNA. Its product is annotated as class I SAM-dependent methyltransferase. The transcript is spliced from 2 exons. Bases 1 to 843 code for a protein of 280 amino acids. The record is from RefSeq and is a predicted model, not a curated record. Lineage: Eukaryota; Fungi; Ascomycota; Eurotiomycetes; Eurotiales; Aspergillaceae.